Molecule: messenger RNA, 676 nt
Organism: Theileria parva strain Muguga
Lineage: Eukaryota; Apicomplexa; Aconoidasida; Piroplasmida; Theileriidae
Gene: htz-1
Product: Histone H2A.V
Exons: 2
Coding region: 128-586 (152 amino acids)
Cellular component (GO): nucleosome
Molecular function (GO): DNA binding; protein heterodimerization activity; structural constituent of chromatin
Source: RefSeq, a predicted model, not a curated record
GAGUGUGAUGGUGAAAUAGAAAUAAUAAUUUACUGAAAUUUUUAUUGGAUUUUUUUUCUCUCUUUUAAUAAAUUAACCGAAACAAAUCACUUUUUCACAACCUACGUGUGCGCUCUCGAACUUAACCAUGGACGCUGGCGGUAAAAUUGGAGGCAAAAUCGGCGGGAAAGUCGGUGGCAUGGGCAAAGGCGGUAAAGGAAAAACCGGAAGUGGAAAGGGUAAGAAGACACCGAUGUCUCGUGCUGCAAGGGCGGGAUUACAGUUUCCGGUGGGUCGUGUUCACAGGAUGUUGAAGUCGCGUGUGAGUGCUGACGGUCGUGUGGGAUCAACAGCGGCAGUGUACGCCUCUGCGAUUUUGGAAUACCUCACCGCUGAGGUGCUUGAGUUGGCAGGAAACGCCUCGAAGGACCUCAAGGUCAAGCGUAUCACGCCACGUCACUUGCAACUGGCCAUCAGAGGAGACGAGGAACUCGACACACUCGUCAAGGCUACCAUUGCCGGCGGUGGAGUCAUCCCACACAUCCAUAAAGCUUUGAUGAAUAAAGGACCCGCACCCGUCCUCGUCAAACCGCCGAAACGUCUGUAAACCCACACCUCACAUUUAUACGUUGAGUUGUUCGUUCAGGUUGAUGCAAUUUACUCAUCACUUCAAUACCCUAAUCUAAUACUCAUUUAA